UUUCAGUUCGGUUUGUUACGCUCCCGGUGCACGGUCGCAUCCUUCGAGAUGUUCGUCUACACGUUCGCAUUGCUGGCGCUUGCGCUUUUCCUCACUCUUAAGUUCAUCUAUUCGUACUGGGACCGGCAUGGAGUUCCUUCGCUGAAACCAACGAUUCCGUUCGGAAACCUGAAAACGGUGGUCGAGAAGAAGGAGUCGUACGGAGUGGCCAUCAGCAACCUGUACAACCAAUCGGAGGGCCGAUACGUCGGUAUGUAUCUGCUGUACCGGCCGGCCCUGCUGAUCCGUGAGCCGCAGCUUUGCAAGCGCAUUAUGGUGGCCGAUUUUCAACACUUUUACGACCGGGGCAUCUUCUGCGACGAACGGCGGGAACCGCUGUCGGCCAAUCUGUUUGCCAUGCCCGGGCAACAGUGGAAGAACCUGCGCGGUAAGCUAACGCCGAUCUUUACCGGCGGCCAGUUGCGCGGUAUGCUGCCAACGUUUUUGGAUGUUGCUGAUAAGCUGGUGCAGUGCAUGACAUCGCUCGCCACCGAACGGAAGAUCGUCGAUAUGCGGGACUUGACGUCGCGCUACACACUCGACGUCAUAGCGUCGGUAUUCUUCGGCAUCGAAACGAACUGUCUCGGCAAUCCGAACGAUCCGUUCCGUGAGGCAUUGGUGGAGCUCAACUCCGGCAGUUUCAUGCAGAACAUACGCAUCGCCGGCAUGAUCGUGUGCCCCGGGUUGCUCAAGCUGACCGGCAUCAAUUCGCUCAGCCCGGUGAUGUCGAAGUUCGUGAUGCGCGUUAUCAGGGAGCAGUUCGAGCAGCGGGAACGGUAUGGCAUCGUGCGGAAGGACUUCAUUCAGCUGAUGAGUGAGCUGCGGUGUGAGGCGGGCAAAGAUAAGGCCGCAUUGCUCACGAUCGAACAGUGUGCGGCCAACGUGUUUCUGUUCUAUGUCGCCGGCUCCGACACGUCUACCUCCGCCAUCUCCUUCACGUUGCACGAGCUCACGCACAACCGGCGGGUGAUGGAGAAGGUGCGGCAGGAGAUUGACGAGAUGCUGGAACGUAAUGGUGGCAAGAUCACAUACGAAAACAUUCAGGAGCUUAAGUACCUCGAUCUUUGCGUGAAGGAAACGCUUCGAAAGUAUCCGGGAUUGCCGAUUCUGACGCGGGAAUGUACGCAAGAUUAUCGGAUACCGGAGAGUGAUGUAGUCGUCCGUAGGGGAACGCAGGUCCUGAUACCGCUGCUGACGAUCAGUAUGGACGAGAAGUACUUCCCCGAUCCGGAGCAGUACUCACCGGAGCGGUUCGAUGAGGAAACGAGAAACUACGAUCCCGAUGCGUACUAUCCGUUUGGGGCGGGACCGAGGAACUGUAUCGGCAUACGUCAAGGCAUUUUGCAGACGAAAAUUGGGUUGAUUACCAUGUUGUCACGAUUCAACUUCUAUGCUACGAUCCCAGCAAAGAUCAAAUUCGAGGUAGCAACCAUAAACUCAGUACCUGAGGGAGGCCUUCCUAUGGUGAUUGAACCUCGGCCUACGCCCUGGGCAUCGUGCUCUGUUAUACCACAGAGGGGUUCGCAGUACUCGGCGCCCUUUUCAAGCAGUGCGCAGGCAGCAGAUUGUGGUGUCAAAGUGAAAAUGUUCGUCUACACGCUAGCGCUAGUGGCGUUGGUGAUCUUUCUCGGGCUGAAGUACAUCUACUCCUAUUGGGAUCGUCAUGGAGUGAGCAACAUUAAACCGAACAUUCCGUACGGCAAUCUGAAAACGGUGGCCGAAAGGAAAGAAUCGUUCGGUAUCGCCAUCAACAACCUGUACCAACGGUCGACAGAGCGCUUGGUCGGUGUGUACCUGUUCUUCCGACCCUCGCUCAUCAUCCGCGAUCCCUAUCUGGCCAAACGGAUUAUGGUGGCCGAUUUUCAACAUUUCCACGAUCGCGGUGUGUACUGUAACGAGCACCGUGAUCCAUUCUCCGCCAACCUGUUCGCCCUGCCCGGUCAGCGGUGGAAGAAUCUGCGGGCGAAGCUAACACCAACGUUCACAUCAGGGCAAUUGCGCAACAUGAUGCCAACGUUCAUGGCCGUCGGACAGAAGCUGCAGGCGGAGGUAGAACGGCUGGUGGAGGAACCGGCGGUACAUAACGUGCGGGCCUUACUGUCACGCUACGUCAUCGACGUAAUCGCUUCCGUGUUCUUCGGCUUCGAAUCGAACUGUAUUCAAGAUCCACGCGAUCCGUUCUUCGUCACACUCACCGAUUUGGUUCGAGCGGUCAGCUUCAUCAACAACGUCCGGUCGGCCGGUGUGUUCGUGUGUCCCGCGCUGUUGAAGCUGACGCGCCUCUCCUCCCUACCGCCGGAGGUUAUCAAAUUCGUGAAGGAGAUCAUCACCUACCAGAUCGAGCACCGCGAACGAAACGACGUGGCACGGAAAGACUUCCUUCAGCUGUUGAUCGAUUUGCGGCGUGAGGCGGGCGAAAACAAGGAAGAAAAGCUGUCCAUCGAACAGUGUGCGGCAAACGUGUUUCUGUUCUAUGUGGCCGGUGCGGAAACAUCAACGGCAACCGCGUCCUUUACGCUCCACGAGCUCACCCACAACCCGGACGUGAUGGUUAAGGUGCGGCAGGAGAUUGACGAGAUGCUGGAACGUAAUGGUGGCAAGAUUACGUACGAAAACAUUAAGGAGCUUAAGUACCUGGAUCUUUGCGUGAAGGAAACGCUUCGAAAGUACCCUGGAUUGCCGAUUCUGAAUCGUGAAUGUACGCAGGACUAUCGUGUGCCGGAGAGUGACAUGAUUAUCCGUAAGGGAACGCAGGUCAUCAUACCGCUGCUGGCGAUCAGUAUGGACGAGAAGUACUUCCCCGAUCCGGAACAGUACUCCCCGGAGCGGUUCGAUGAAGAAACAAGAAACUACGACCCCGAUGCGUACUAUCCGUUUGGGGCGGGACCGAGGAACUGUAUCGGUCUUCGACAGGGCGUUCUGGUUGCAAAGAUUGGACUGAUUUUGAUGCUGUCCAAGUUUAACUUCGAAGCUACGCUGCCAAGAAAGAUCGUAUUUGAGGCGGCUACCGUACCGCUGGCACCGCAUGGCGGUCUCCCGAUGAGAAUCAGUCGGAGGGUAAAGUAGAGUACGUCAAGGCGAUGGUCAACUGUGAUGUUUCUUAACAUAAGCUACUUUCACUGAUUGAUUUCAUUUUUCAUUACUCAUUAUCUGACAGUCAAAAUGAUUGCCAAAGUAAAUGUCUUUGGCUUGGUA
Molecule: messenger RNA, 3234 nt
Organism: Anopheles darlingi
Lineage: Eukaryota; Metazoa; Arthropoda; Insecta; Diptera; Culicidae
Exons: 4
Coding region: 49-3105 (1018 amino acids)
Molecular function (GO): monooxygenase activity; iron ion binding; oxidoreductase activity, acting on paired donors, with incorporation or reduction of molecular oxygen
Source: RefSeq, a predicted model, not a curated record